UUUUUUUUUUUUUGAUUUGACAAAUGUCUGCUGUGAAACAGUUCAUUCUGAGCACCGGAGCGACAAUCCCAGCAAUCGGCUUUGGCACCUGGCGCGCAUCGCCGGGCGAGGCAGGCGAAGCAGUCAAGCGCGCGCUCGAGGCAGGCUACCGCCACAUUGACUGCGCUGCGUUCUACGGAAACGAGGCGGAAAUCGGAGCCACGGCGUUCGCCCCGCUCUUCCAAUCCGGCAAGAUUGCUCGCAAAGACGUCUUUGUCACAAGCAAGCUCUGGAACACGGAACACGAUCCCAAGGACGUUCGCCCCGCUCUGAUCAAGACGCUGGCGGACUUGCAGUUGGACUACCUCGACUUGUAUCUCAUGCACUGGCCGGUUGCGCUCCAACGUGGCGCCAUUCGCGAUGCUGACGGCAACCUGCUGGAUCUCCCAAUUCCGCUCGCCGAUACUUGGCGCGCAAUGGAACAACUGUACGACGAGGGGCUUGUCAAGGCCAUCGGAGUGUCCAACUUUACCAGCGUCAAGAUUGACAAGCUGCUGACCACGGCUCGCGUCGCUCCCGUUGUCAAUCAAGUGGAGAUUUCUCCCUACCUGCAGCAGCGCAAACUUGUCGCGUACUGCGAAGGCAAGGGCAUCCAUGUGACUGGCUAUGCAACCCUUGGCUCGGGUCAGACCCCGCGUGCUCUGGAUGACCCUAUCAUUGGCCAGAUUGCUGCCAAGCAUAACGUGUCGGCUGCUCAGGUGAUGAUCAACUGGUGCGCAUACGUCAACAACUGCUCGGUGAUUCCCAAGUCGACCAACCCCGAGCGCAUCCAAGCCAACUUCAACUCGAAGGACGUCAAGUUGGAUGCGAGUGACAUUGCCACCCUCCAGUCUCUCGAUCGUGGGCUGCGUCUCUUCCCUGGCAAGGGCUUCUGGCGCAAAGGCGAGACGGCUGAUGAGUUCUGGGAUGGUUUUGGCAACGGCGAGUGAAAAGUAACAUUGCGACGAUCAAACAUCAAACAAGCGGAAACAAAAAUCCAAGCAAGCUCGGCUGCUUUUUUCGCUGUUGUUUGUGGUGUCAAUUCCUUUUUUGCUUUCUUGAGUGAAUGAGUUAGUGAAUGAGUUUGACUUUUUGUCCAAAAUCUUCGAACAAUCCAUACAAAAAUCCUUGCAAAA
This is a messenger RNA of Capsaspora owczarzaki ATCC 30864, 1154 nucleotides long. Its product is annotated as aldehyde reductase. Gene Ontology annotation, molecular function: aldose reductase (NADPH) activity. Gene Ontology annotation, cellular component: cytosol. The coding region runs from base 24 to 968 and encodes 314 amino acids. The transcript is spliced from 7 exons. The record is from RefSeq and is a predicted model, not a curated record. NCBI's taxonomy places the organism in Eukaryota, Filasterea, Ministeriida, Capsasporidae.